AUGAGGUUGACAAGAUAUCUUUCUGUUGCUACUGUCCUGCUAACCGCAAAUGCCGCCGACUGCACGGCACCAAAUCAACAGUGGUUUAGCGAUGCCGCGGUCCAAAUGAUGUGGUCAAUCCGGGCUUGGCUCUGCCCCAAUGCGUGGUCGCAAUCCAUCACGGCCGGUCCAGAUGGCGGUUGGUGUGAUGCAGGUGGCGGUAUCAUUAGUGCCUACUGGGGAUCCUGGACGAUCUCUGGGAUGCAAUCCGAGCAACAAUGUUGGGAUAUUACCGAGGAAAUCAUCAAGCAGUGCAUGUGGUAUGAUUAUGCUUCCACGAGCUACAACGGCGGAAGCUGGACAUACGGCAAUAUCUAUGCGGGCGGAUGGUUCUGGGCCGAUACAAGCAGAAGUUGUUCACAUGCAGUGAAACGGGAUGUGAUGAUGGAGAACGAUGGACAUAUCAAUUUCACCCUUGCAGAUGGGAGCACGCAGACGGUGGAUAGGCAGGUCUGGCUUGAUGUCACUGCGGAAGGAAUGACUGUCGUCAGGGAGGAGACUUAUACUUGA
This is a messenger RNA of Aspergillus pseudonomiae, 549 nucleotides long. RefSeq lists its product as uncharacterized. The record is from RefSeq and is a predicted model, not a curated record. The transcript has 2 exons. Lineage: Eukaryota; Fungi; Ascomycota; Eurotiomycetes; Eurotiales; Aspergillaceae. The coding region runs from base 1 to 549 and encodes 182 amino acids.